Molecule: messenger RNA, 2210 nt
Organism: Parastagonospora nodorum SN15
Lineage: Eukaryota; Fungi; Ascomycota; Dothideomycetes; Pleosporales; Phaeosphaeriaceae
Exons: 3
Coding region: 130-2046 (638 amino acids)
Biological process (GO): transmembrane transport
Molecular function (GO): transmembrane transporter activity
Source: RefSeq, a predicted model, not a curated record
GCCUUUCUCUUUGCCGGUUAUAAUAAGUAGUCUUUUAAUAUCCGGGCUGCUACUACUUCACGCCCUGACGCCGCUUCCAUCGAUCGACCUCACCUCUACACACGCUUCGAUACGACGAAACACAGCGCCAUGGAGAAAGAUGGCGAGGCAGGGCGCUCAAGCCAGGACAUAGAGUCGGGCCGCGAGGGCAUAUCGCAUUGGAAAAUGAUCUUCGACCAAGGCGUCACCACAAAGGAGAUCGAAGAGUACGAUUAUGAAGGCGAAGGCACAGAAGAUGAUCCUUACGUCGUGGAAUGGAUAGAGAACGACCCUAGAAACCCAAUGACAUGGGCGAAGACGAAGAAAUGGAUUAUAGCUAUUGCCGUGGCAAACUCGGUCUUGGUCGUAUCGUUCUGUUCAUCUGCAUUUUCUGGAGGCAUUCAGCAGAUCAUGAUGGAGUUUAAGGUCUCCCAAGAAAUCGUCACUCUUGGUGUCUCUCUCUUCGUCCUCGGUUUUGCGCUAGGCCCAUUAUUAUGGGCACCCUUUAGUGAGAUUUAUGGUCGUCAACUGGUCUUCGUCGGUACAUAUACUGCAUUUGUCGCUUUCAAUGCCGGAGCUGCUGGAGGACCAAACAUCUAUGGUCUGCUCAUAUUGCGGUUCUUUGCCGCCGCUUUUGGAUCUAGUCCGCUCACAAAUGCCGGAGGAGUCAUUGCCGACGUCUUCAACGCAAAUGAGCGUGGUUUAGCCAUGUCCAUCUUUUCGGCUGCGCCUUUUAUGGGACCUGUUCUUGGACCUAUCAUCGGUGGAUUCCUGGGUAUGACGGAAGGAUGGAGAUGGGUACACGGACUCAUGGCUAUCUGGUCCGGUGUAAUGCUCAUCAUUGCUGGUCUUCUGGUGCCUGAGACAUACCCUCCCGUCCUUCUCCGCAGGCGUGCCGAGAGGCUCUCAAAGCUGAAAGGAAAGGUGUACCGCUCCAGGACCGACAUUGAGCAGGGAAAGACUACCCUUGGAGAGGCCUUCUCAACUGGCCUCAAGCGCCCAUGGAUCCUGCUUUUCUGCGAGCCGAUUGUCCUCCUCCUGUCGCUCUACCACGCUAUCAUCUACGGUAUCCUCUACAUGCUUUUCGGUGCAUUCCCCAUCGUCUACCGCCAGGGUCGUGGCUGGAACGAAGGAAUUAGUGGUCUGCCGUUCGUCGCUGUAGCCAUUGGAAUCUUCCUUGCCAUCACCUACGUCAUUCUCUACGACAACAAAGAGUACAUGAAAAAGGUCAAAGCUUCAGGCGUUGGUUACGCUACACCUGAGGCAAGACUGCCCAUGUGUAUUGUUGGCGGUAUCGCGCUUCCCAUCGGACUCUUCUGGUUCGCCUGGACCAACUCGCCAUCUCUUCCCUGGGCUGCGAGUGUCGUUGCUUCCAUUCCUUUCGGUUUCGGCAUGGUUCUGAUCUUCCUUUCCAUCAUGAAUUAUCUGAUCGAUUCGUACACCAUCUUCGCCGCGUCUGUCCUCGCUGGUAACGGUAUCAUCCGAUCUGUUUUCGGAGCCGCCUUCCCUCUCUUCACGAAGCAGAUGUACGACAGUCUCGGUAUUCACUGGGCCUCAUCCAUCCCUGCUUUCCUAGCUGUUGCUUGUAUUCCCCUGCCCUUCCUGUUCUACAAGUAUGGAGCUACUAUCCGCAAGAAGUGCAAGUACGCCGCACAAUCUGAAGCCUUUAUGACACGCAUCCGCAACCAGGCAGCAGCAAAGGCACAGAGUCAAGAGGAGGGUGAGGAGUCAGCUGACAGCUCUCGCACCGCAACUCUGGCCGUCGAGGAAGAGGCGGAAGAGGAAGCCCACAUUGAGGAGGGCGAAGGCGUGCCUAAGUUCGCGGAGAUGAAGACAGAGAAGGAGACCGAAGGUGCGGAUCUUAAGAAGGUACAAACUGGUCGCUCCACAAGAAGCAGGAGAACAGUAAGGAACGAAGACUACUCAACAGCAAAUCCAUACGACAUCGAUCGUGUCAACACUCGGGAGAGUUUCGUUGUUAGGCCGCGUGCCAACAGCCGAGCGAGCAGCAAGAGCUUCAAGAAGUAAAUCGAAUUCUGAAGUUGCUCAUGAAGGUUUUCUUUCGGGAUUGAAGAGGAAUAGAGUAGAGCAUCAUUCGAAGCUCUAGUAACGGCAGUCGCGUUUUGAGAUACCAGCAUUGGUUAUACCCAUCUUUUAUAUUUAGUUUAUAAUCCACACCAUAUCGUCUACAU